AAACACAGAAAACCUGGCUAAAUUAGUAAAAAUAGAUAAGACUGUAAUCAUACACAAAAGCCACACAUUGAGUAAAAACAUAUCUUGUUUAUCAGUGUGAAAAGACAAAAAGCACGGUUGGAUAUCAACAAAACAAAUGCGUGAUGUGAAAAGAUGACAGUGAUUUCUUAAUAAGGUCUGCAUUGAUGAUAAGCCAAAUUUAGACACUACUCGCUGUAACAGAGACUAUCGGAUCAGGUGAUGACUAUCCACUUAAGCAUCAGUGUUAUCACUUCAGAUCCAGGGGUUUCCUUCCCAGGGUACCAAGGGCUUUCCAUCCACCACGCAGAAUAGAAGACAAGUUCCCACGCAUUGUGGAGGUCCGCUGUGCAUCUUGCAACAGACUACUCCUCCAGGCAAAAAACAAAAGCUUGGAUUUUGGUGACAGGCACCAAUGCGCAAUGACUGACUCCGUGGUUGGAUCCAAGCGCUGCACAGAAAUUUAGUCCGCAUCAUUCCCUGACAGCUCCCUAAGAGAGAGGAGGGAGAGAGAGAGGAGGGAGAGAAGCAGGGCUGGAUUCUCAGCAUCAGCACCUUGGAAAGUGGUCCUGGAGCAAAGUGCUGAGCUGAGCCCGCAGGGACUCUGGAGGAGCCAAUGUAGACUGUAGUAGUGCAGCAUGACGGACGCAGUGAUGAGCAGCGGCUCAGAUCGCUGGGGGUCCAACGACAGGCAAAAGAGCAUGCAUGCCAGUGAGAAAGAGCAGGGCACCUGGACCAUGCAGCAGGCCCCUGGGCCUGGUCCAGACCUGACAGAUGAAGAAAAGGAGAUCAUAAACAGUGUGAUUGCCCGAGCUGAAAAAAUGGAGGCCAUGGAGCAGGAGAGAAUUGGGCGGUUAAUAAACCGUCUGGACGACAUGAAGAAGACUGUGGCCGGGGACGGACUGUCCCGCUGUUUGCUGUGUGGGGAGCAGCUGGGAUCACCCGGGGUCAGCUCAGUGGUGUGUGAGGACUGCAAAAAGAACAUGUGUACUAAGUGUGGAACACAGUGUAGCAGUAAACCACGUGCUGUUUGGCUAUGCAAGAUCUGCAGAGAACAGAGAGAGGUGUGGAAGAGAUCUGGUGCCUGGUUCUUCAAAGGGUUUCCCAAGCAUUUCCUGCCAUCACCCAUGCCAUUAUCUAAACAAAAAGAGACAAAUACUAAAGGGCCCAAGGGGCCAGCAGCCCCCGGGCCCAAGGAGGCCAAAGGCCAACCACAACCACCAGGUCAGAGACAGAAUCAAGCUCCUGCUUCUGAGGCGCAAGUUUCAGGACCAGAGCCACAGGGCCGUGCUGGUUACCCACCUGUGGCCCCUAAACCCUCAGCUGUGCGCAUGGCUACGGGUGGGGCCGGCCCUGAAGAGGCAGGACAGGGCAGCCCGGUGGUGAUGAAGAAGAUGGUGCCCGUGCAGAGCUCCAGACCUCAGCCAGCUGCAUCAGCUAGCAUGGCGCAGCAGGGUCCGAUGGCAGGAGAAGGAGGGGCCUACUCCUCCUCUGGUGCAGUGCCUCCAGAGCAGAGAGCGCCCCUUGCAGUAAGAGAUGACAGAAGGCAGCCAGCAGCCUACAGUGCUCCUCCCGCACGCCAGCAGCCUCCCCCAGCUGAGGAGGAGGAGGAAACAAACGACUAUGACUCUGAUGAAGCCACCACUCUGGGCUCUCUGGAGUUCAGUCUGCACUAUGAACAGGAGAGCAACAGCCUCAUCUGUAGCAUCCUCAAAGCAAAGGGACUGAAGCCCAUGGACUCAAAUGGACUUGCAGAUCCUUACGUGAAGCUUCAUUUGCUGCCAGGGGCUAGUAAGUCCAACAAGCUGCGCACAAAGACCCUGAGAAACACCCGCAACCCUGCGUGGAAUGAGACGCUCACCUACCAUGGCCUGACAGAUGACGACAUGCAGCGUAAAACCCUCAGGCUCUCUGUCUGUGAUGAAGACAAGUUUGGGCAUAAUGAGUUUAUCGGGGAAACCCGAGUGGCACUGAAGAAACUGAAGAUGAACACGAAGAAAAACUUCAACGUGUGUCUCGAGAGAGUUGUCCCUACCAAGAGGACUGCAACAGCCGGGGGAGCCAGAGGCAUCGCUCUCUACGAGGAUGAGCCAGGGAAAGAGGGCGGAGAGGCGGAAGAGCGUGGCCGGAUUCUGAUGUCCCUCAUGUACAGCACCCAGACAAACCGUCUCGUCGUGGGUGUUGUGCGCUGCGUUCACCUGGCUGCCAUGGACGCUAAUGGCUACUCUGACCCAUAUGUCAAAAUAUGUCUGAAACCUGACAUGGGGAAAAAAGGAAAGUGCAAAACACAAAUCAAGAAAAGGACUCUAAACCCUGAAUUUAAUGAGGAAUUCAGCUACGACAUCAAACACAGUGAGCUGGCUAAGAAGAGUUUAGACAUCUCCGUGUGGGAUUACGAUAUCGGGAAGUCCAAUGACUACAUUGGUGGCUGCCAGUUGGGUAUCACUGCCAAAGGAGAGCGGCUGAAGCACUGGUACGAGUGUCUAAAGAACAAGGACAAGAGGAUCGAGCGCUGGCACACCUUGUACAACGAUAAUCACACAGCUAGUGAUUAACCACGCACACAGCAUGAGCUAAAACCUCUCUUUUUGGUUUGCAUUCAUCUCUUAAUGCUCUUUUCUUCUAUUUUAUCUCACUCUCUGACCAUCACACAGGCUAAUUCACCUCCUCCCCUUGUAGUAGUAUUUAGUACACUCUUCUUCCCUGUCUUCUUAUUAACAGUUUAUCUGCCUGUGCUGAUACUUAAUCUGCCUCUGGGAAAAAUCACGGCAUAAAAGAAAUAAACAUUUCACAGAGACAUCUGUCAGUGAAGAGCUGCACACAUACCACCAUGUCUCUCGUGGUGUUGUGCUACAUGCUGAACUUGACGGAUUCUUUGCUUAAGAAAAUAAAGAUGAAUAAUUGCACUGGCACAGAGCAGGAAUAGCAAUAUGUUAUGGCAUAUGAGGUCAAAACUGAUGUUUAAAGUCAUAAAAAUUUGAUUGAGCUCAUGCUUAAAAUUUAUUAGACUGUCAGGGUGUUUUUUUUCUUUAAUUUGUCACGUUAAUAUCACGCUGUAUGUGUAACACUUGGAACUGUAUGAGCAUGCCAAGCAACAGAUAUAAGGAAACAUGCAGCUGCACCUUCAAAAAUUUCACCUGUGCCCACUGUCCUCAGCAUUUUGUAUAUUCCCAUGAAGAAAUGUUUACAUACUGAUACAUUGCUCAGGUUAGGAUAGACAUCUGAUACACAGAUGAGUCAUAAGUCAGUGGACCAUGAAGCUUGAUGAUUCUUUCAUCAGGUGCUGUUAAUUUGUGAUUUAAAAUUAUAGCACACUCAGUUAAACAUUAGGAGUUUUAUGUAUGCUUAGUGAAGCUGUGAAAUUUUAUUUGAUGAAAGUAUUACCUGUGAUCAGAGAAACUUAGAAGUGAACUUUUUUCUUAGUUAUGGCGAGAUUAGGCAGGAAAAAAGGCUUUUCCUCCUGUUACCUCUGCUCUUCUGAAGUUCGUGGUUCACUCUGACCCCUCAGAGGUUUUCUACUGUAGUGUUUACACAGAACGCACACGGUCAGGUCUCUUAACUGAAUCCCCCUUACAAGGAGGAAAUGGUGGUAGAAGCUAUGUCAUAAGUAUGUGCAGCUUUAUCUGCAUGCACUGUGCUCGUGACUCUGGUGUGCCUGGGGCAGACGUGGCCUGCUUUAACCCCAACGCACCACAUUGCACAAAGCAGGGCUCUUUCUCCUGUGCCACGCCCCAAUCAUACGAGGCUUAAGUGGGUGUUAGUUUAUUAAUCACAGCAAGCGAAGGAAAGCACACCUUACAAAGUGGAAUGACCUCAAUUUAUACAGCUGUCUGCAAGUUAUUCCAAUGUAAGAAUAAAGACGAAAAACAAAAAAUCCUAUGCAUGAAAUGUCUUGUGGUUCAAGAUAUAUAUACUUUGUAAGAACUUAAAGCUAUUGUACUUCAUAAAUGUUUACACUCUUGCCCAUAACAUUCCUGUUAAUACAUCAUAUACAAGAGGCCAUAUUCUGCAUGAUUAUGGUGACUAUGGUGUAAUCUGAAUUGGCUGCAUCCACAGGAUAUACUGAUAUCAACUGAGCAUAUCAACAAAAGACUUCAGCCAAAUGACUCAGUAGCAGAAGUUGAGAUGAAUCUCACUCUUUGAAUGAGACUUUCUGUACAUACACAUUUAAAUCUCUUAAGUGUCUUGUUUUCUCUGCACAGCUACUACACCUGCCCUGUGGCGGUGAUCCAAACACCCACCAGUGGCAUCACACAUGCUGUCCUAUGUUGUGCUACUGCUGCAGUGAUCAUCAGAUGAUGACAAUAUCAAUUAUAAUCUAUAGUUUUUUCUAACAGGCUUCUCUGGGCUAAACUCACAGCUGUCCUCUACUUGAUUCUGCCAGUUCAGUGGAAUGUUUCUUGCUUUAUCUCUGUAUUUGUACAUAGAUAGUGCAUGCACUGGAAAUAUGUAUGUUUGCAAAUAACUUUGCAUGUAAAGAUUUUGCAGAGAGUUUACACAGAUCAAUAAAUUAAAUGAAAGCUUACAA
Messenger RNA from Notolabrus celidotus (New Zealand spotty), 4546 nucleotides. RefSeq names its product rabphilin-3A-like. The coding region runs from base 657 to 2573 and encodes 638 amino acids. NCBI's taxonomy places the organism in Eukaryota, Metazoa, Chordata, Actinopteri, Labriformes, Labridae. Gene Ontology annotation, molecular function: small GTPase binding. The transcript is spliced from 20 exons. Gene Ontology annotation, cellular component: membrane. The record is from RefSeq and is a predicted model, not a curated record. Gene Ontology annotation, biological process: intracellular protein transport.